AUGUCAGUUACUCUAUCAAAAACAUCUAAAAACGCACCAUUAUUAAUAUUCAAUGACUAUUCAUACACAAUUGAUCGGAAAAGUGAAACAAAAAUUCUUUGGAAAUGUGAAUAUUCUAGAAAAUAUGCUUGCCAUGGACGAUUACAUACAAAAUUAAACUAUGAAUUUAUUAAAACAGUUGGUGAACAUGAAAAUCAUACUGGCAAUCCACGAUGUGAAACUACUCGUAAAUAUUACGAACGGUUAAGACAAAAAUCCGAACAAAAUCAAACAAGUCCACAUAAUAUCUUAACACAAACAACUAUUGGUGUACCAGAUGAGGUGCGUGUUCAAUUACCAAGUAAUUAUAACUUAAAAAGAAAUAUUCGUUGCUGGCGACAAGAAUAUACUACUGAACCAACACCGACAAGCAUUGAUUUUCCUGUUAUUCCACCAAAAUACCACCAAACAACUCUUAACACUACCUUUUUUCAAAAAGAUACGGGUUCAGGUUCACAACGGUUACUAGUCUUUUUUACUAAUGAACAAAAAAUCACUAUGGAAAAUGCUACAGAAUUUUUUAUUGAUGGAACGUUUAAAGUUGUACCAGAAAUCUUCUUUCAGCUAUUUGCUAUACAUGCUUCUUAUUGUGAUCAUGUUAUACCAGUAGCAUUUAUUCUUUUAUCAUCCAAAACAGAGCAAAUUUACCAACAAAUAGUUAAUGAAAUUAUGCAGUUAGCUCCAGCGUGGCAAUCACAGCGAGUAAUGAUGGAUUUUGAAAAAGCAACAAUUAAUGUAUUUAAUCACAUAUUUCCAGCAGUUGAACUUAGUGGUUGCUACUUUCAUUUUUGCCAAAAUGUUCUUCGGUUUCUGCAGACACAUGGUUUCAAGCAAAAGUAUGAGACAGAUGUGAUAUUUGCUGAUAAUAUGCACAAGAUAUGUGCAUUAACAUUUAUGGAACCAACUAUGGUUAUUGAUGGUUUUGAAUUAGUAUGUUCUAAUCUUGAUACUGAUUAUCAUCAAGUACUAGACUAUAUAGAAGAUAAUUAUAUUGGUCGAUUACGUAGACGUACAAGAAGACAGCCAUCUUAUCCGAUUGAUUUUUGGAAUAUGGUAACGCGUGUGUAA
Molecule: messenger RNA, 1107 nt
Organism: Rotaria sordida
Lineage: Eukaryota; Metazoa; Rotifera; Eurotatoria; Philodinida; Philodinidae
Source: the annotation of a GenBank genome assembly